UCUUUUUCCCUGUGCAAGAUGAAUGCGUCUCUCUCCCUGCUCUGAGAUGUUGAAGGUGUACUGCUGUUUAUGACAAACCCAGGAGAAGAAGCUUUAUAAAAUGGCUCAAACCAGCUUGCUGCAGGGAAAGCAGUUUUACUGUAGGGAGUGGGUUUUCCACAAGCUUCAGCACUGCCUCCAGGAGAAAGCUAACUGCAGCGGUAGUGCUGCCAACAAACCAUCUCUUGUAGCGAAUUCUGGGAAUAAUACCGGUGUUGUCACUGGGAAAGGAGCUGCCUGGGGUGUAUUGUUGGUAGGAGGGCCCGGUAGUGGGAAGACGGCUCUCUGUACUGAGUUACUGUGGCCAAGCUCACCUGCGAACCUACAAAGAGGCUUACAUCGUCAGGCUCUAGCCUUCCAUUUCUGCAGGGCCCAAGACUCUGACACGCUGUGUGUUGGAGGGUUUAUUAGAGGUUUAGUUGCACAAAUCUGCCGCAGUGGACUGAUCCAGGGAUAUGAGGACAAACUAAGAGAUCCUGCUAUUCAAAGUCUCUUGCAACCCGGGGAAUGUGAGAGGAACCCUGCUGAAGCAUUUAAAAGGUGCAUUCUGCUCCCUCUCUUGGGAAUGAAGCCCCCUCAGCAGAGUCUCUUCCUGCUCGUAGAUUCAGUUGAUGAGGGCUGUAACGUUUCCGAGGGUGAACAGACUUCUACGAGUUUGUCUGGAACAAUAGCGGAGCUUUUAGCUGGCCACUUUGAGUUCUUCCCUCCCUGGCUGCUCCUCCUGUGUUCUGCCCGUAAGCAGAGUAAGGCUGUUACAAAAAUGUUUACAGGUUUUCGAAAAAUAAGUCUGGAUGAUCUGCGAAAGGCUUAUAUUGUGAAAGAUGUGCAGCAAUAUAUUCUGCAUCGUUUAGAUCAGGAAGAAGCACUGAGACAACAUCUCACAAAAGAAACUGCAGAAAUGCUGAAUCAGCUUCACAUCAAAAGCAGCGGUUGCUUUUUGUACCUGGAACGCGUCCUAGAUGGAGUUGUGGAGAAUUUUAUUAUGUUACGAGAGAUCCGUGAUAUUCCGGGAACGUUAAACGGCCUAUACCUUUGGCUCUGUCAGAGACUUUUUGUGAGAAAACAAUUUGCAAAAGUCCAGCCUAUUCUUAACGUAAUUCUUGCAGCCUGUAGGCCGUUAACCACGACUGAAUUGUAUCACGCGGUGUGGACCAAAAAUAUGACGUUGACGAUGGAAGACUUUCAACGCAAGUUGGAUGUCCUGUCGAAGGUCCUUAUUGACGGACUUGGGAAUACAAAAAUCUUGUUUCAUUACAGUUUUGCAGAAUGGCUGCUAGACGUGAAGCACUGUACACAGAAAUACUUGUGUAACGCAGCAGAGGGACACAGAAUGCUGGCGAUGAGUUACACUUGCCGAGCAAAGGAUUUAACGCCGUUAGAAGCUCAAGAGUUUGCGUUGCAUCUAAUUAAUUCAAAUCUACAGUUGGAGACUUCGGAGCUGGCGUUAUGGAUGAUAUGGAAUGGCACGCCUGUCAAAGACUCCCUGUCGACCUUGAUUCCUAAAGAACAAGAAGUAUUACAGCUGCUGGUAAAAGCUGGUGCUCACGUCAACAGCGAGGACGACCGCACGUCUUGCAUUGUCCGGCAGGCUCUGGAGAGGGAGGAUUCCAUUCGCACCUUGUUAGACAACGGAGCGUCAGUAAACCAGUGUGAUUCCAAUGGGAGAACGCUCUUGGCCAAUGCAGCGUACAGCGGCAAUCUCGAUGUCGUUAACUUACUGGUUUCAAGGGGAGCCGAUCUAGAGGUAGAAGAUGCUCAUGGGCAGACAGCGCUUACCUUAGCUGCUCGCCAGGGCCAUACCAAGGUGGUCAAUUGCUUGAUCGGAUGUGGGGCUAACGUUAAUCACACUGAUCACGACGGCUGGACGGCCUUGCGAUCUGCGGCGUGGGGUGGGCACACAGAGGUGGUUUCUGCCCUCCUUUAUGCUGGGGUCAAAGUGGACUGUGCAGAUGCUGACAGUCGAACGGCGCUGAGGGCAGCAGCUUGGGGAGGACAUGAAGAUAUUGUGCUGAAUCUGCUUCAACACGGUGCUGAAGUUAAUAAAGCUGAUAACGAGGGCAGAACAGCUUUGAUUGCAGCCGCCUACAUGGGGCAUAAAGAGAUCGUGGAGCACCUGCUGGAUCAUGGUGCAGAGGUAAACCAUGAGGAUGUGGAUGGAAGGACUGCGCUGUCUGUCGCUGCGCUUUGCGUACCAGCCAGUAAGGGACAUGCCUCAGUGGUUAGUCUUCUCAUUGACCGUGGUGCUGAAGUUGACCAUUGUGAUAAAGAUGGCAUGACUCCACUGCUGGUAGCUGCUUAUGAAGGACACGUAGAUGUCGUUGAUCUACUUCUCGAAGGAGGAGCUGAUGUUGAUCACACAGACAACAACGGCCGUACGCCACUUCUGGCAGCAGCCUCCAUGGGCCACGCUUCAGUUGUAAAUACUCUCUUAUUUUGGGGUGCAGCUGUCGAUAGCAUUGAUAGUGAAGGGAGAACAGUUCUGAGCAUAGCCUCUGCACAGGGCAACGUUGAAGUCGUACGGACUCUGCUGGACAGGGGGCUAGACGAAAAUCAUAGAGAUGAUGCAGGCUGGACGCCUUUGCAUAUGGCAGCUUUUGAAGGUCACAGGUUGAUCUGUGAAGCUCUUAUCGAACAAGGUGCUAGAACAAAUGAGAUUGAUAAUGAUGGGCGUAUACCUUUCAUAUUAGCUGCACAAGAAGGUCACUAUGACUGUGUGCAGAUAUUACUGGAAAAUAAAUCCAACAUUGAUCAGAGAGGCUAUGACGGGAGAAAUGCUCUCCGGGUUGCUGCUUUAGAAGGUCACAGAGAUAUAGUUGAACUACUGCUCAGCCAUGGAGCAGAUGUAAACUACAAAGAUGCUGAUGGCCGGCCAACACUUUAUAUCUUAGCGUUAGAAAACCAGCUCACCAUGGCUGAGUACUUUCUAGAAAACGGUGCAAACGUAGAAGCAAGUGAUGCUGAAGGAAGAACGGCACUCCAUGUUUCCUGCUGGCAGGGCCAUUUGGAGAUGGUACAGGUGCUGAUAACAUACCAUGCUGAUGUGAAUGCUGCAGACAACGAGAAGAGAUCUGCUUUGCAGUCUGCUGCAUGGCAAGGUCAUGUGAAGGUCGUGCAGCUUCUCAUUGAGCAUGGAGCUCUGGUUGACCAUACGUGUAAUCAAGGUGCUACUGGACUCUGCAUUGCAGCCCAAGAAGGGCACAUUGACGUUGUCCAGAUAUUACUGGAGCAUGGUGCUGAUCCAAAUCAUGCUGACCAGUUUGGGCGCACUGCUAUGCGCGUUGCAGCUAAAAAUGGACACUCUCAGAUUAUUAAAUUACUGGAAAAAUACGGUGCAUCUACUCUGAAUGGUUGCACUCCAUCUCCAGUCCACACAAUGGAGCAAAAACCCUUACAGUCCGUCUCCACUAAAAUGCAGUCGUUAACAAUGAAGUCAAAUAGUUCAGGGAGUACCGGUGGAGAUAUGCAGCCUAGUAUGCGUGGCUUAUCUAACGGGCCUGCUCAUGCCUUCAGUUCUCCUUCGGAGUCGCCCGAUUCUACGGUCGACCGUCAGAAGUCCUCUUUAUCAAAUAAUUCCCUGAAAAGUUCCAAAAAUUCUUCUCUCCGCACCACGUCGUCGACUGCGACUGCUCAGACGGUGCCCAUCGAUAGUUUCCACAGCCUCUCGUUCACAGAGCAAAUACAGCAGCAUUCCCUGCCACGCAGCAGAAGUAGGCAGUCUAUUGUUUCUCCUUCUUCCACAACUCAUUCCCUAAGUCAAAAUCAUAAUUCACCAAGUAGUGAAUUUGAAUGGAGCCAAGUAAAACCUAGUUUGAAAUCAACUAAAGCUAACAAAGGAGGGAAGAUGGAGAACUCCAGCAAAUCUGGGUCAGCUGGAAAAAAAAUAAAACAAAGUAGUUCCUCCCAACCAAAAGUGUUAGAGUAUGAAAUGACUCAGUUUGAUAAACGAGUACCUAUUGCUAAAUCUGGGACAAACGUGCCACUUAAAUCAGUGCCGGCAGAGCCGCAGUGCAAAAUUUUGGUCCCACCCGCUCAGCAAGAAGUUGGUCGAUCUCAGCAACAGUUCCUGAUUCACCAACAGAGCGGAGAGCAGAAGAAGAGAAAUGGAAUUAUGACGAAUCCAAAUUACCAUCUUCAGAGCAAUCAGGUUUUUCUCGGUAGGGUUUCUGUCCCGCGAACAGUGCCGGACAGAGGGCAUCAGGAAGUGCUGGAAGGCUAUCCUCCCGCAGAGACAGAACUCAGCCUUAAGCAAGCCUUAAAACUUCAGAUUGAAGGUAGCGACCCAAGUUUCAACUACAAGAAGGAAACACCGUUGUAAAAGGCCAAUUCCCUGAUGCUAUGAACAGAAGCGCUUCUGCUCCGAAUGAAUUAUCAGCUGGCUGGGAUGAAAGCAUACAAUGCUUGUUUAGUCCACCUAGAAGUUCAAGAAUGUGAUUACUACAGUACAGUUACCUUAAUUACUGUAACGUGCCUACAUUUUCAGGCUGCCUUCUCAGUAUAACCCUCUGUGCUUCAAAAAUUUAUUUUGUGUACUUUGUAUUUAAUACACAGAAUGAGCACUUUUUUUAAUCGCAGGAAGAUACGUGCUGUAAUUUCCCUGACGACAGUUGAAAAUGGUAAGAACCAGGAAUUCUGAUUUGCUAUUCCAGAGCGCUUGGUAGAGGUGCAUGUGCCACAGCGAACUGCGUGUGGAAAGGCAGUGCUUUUUGUAUUUAUUUUCCUGUGGCUAAAGAAACUAAGCAAACUGUUACACUUGCAUUGUCGUAAUGUUUGGUCAGUUCCCUGUGUACUUCAAAAAGUUCUCUCCAGAAAUACAAGUCUUGUAACAGUAUUUUAUAA
Molecule: messenger RNA, 4875 nt
Organism: Leptosomus discolor (cuckoo roller)
Lineage: Eukaryota; Metazoa; Chordata; Aves; Leptosomiformes; Leptosomidae
Gene: ANKRD50
Product: ankyrin repeat domain 50
Molecular function (GO): protein binding
Source: RefSeq, a predicted model, not a curated record